This is a messenger RNA of Arachis duranensis, 1524 nucleotides long. RefSeq lists its product as uncharacterized. Lineage: Eukaryota; Viridiplantae; Streptophyta; Magnoliopsida; Fabales; Fabaceae. The coding region runs from base 1 to 1524 and encodes 507 amino acids. The record is from RefSeq and is a predicted model, not a curated record. Gene Ontology annotation, molecular function: zinc ion binding; nucleic acid binding. The transcript has a single exon.
AUGGACCUGAAGCACAGAUUCGAUCAAGGGGACCUGUUCAGAAUUGCAGAUCUGGAAGAAGAAUUGUUUUCGUUAAGACAAGGUGAACUCACUAUCACUUCUUACUAUACUAAGUUGAAGAGUAUUUGGGAGGAAUUAGAUGAGUUUAGACCUAUUGCAUUGUGUUCUUGCCUUUAUAAUUGUGAAUGUGGAAAGAAUCUUGAAAUGAUUAGAGAGCACAGAGAGCAGUCCCAUGUAAUUAGGUUUCUUCGAGGAUUGAAUGAUCAAUAUGCGAAUGUACUCUCCCAACUCAUGCUUGUAACACCCUUACCAACUGUAGCAGCAACCUUCUCCUUGCUUUUACAGCAAGAGAGACAAUUGAUGCACUCAAUAGAUCCUGAAGCAAGAAUGAUGGCAAAUACUGUCAAUACGAAUGCAUUUGAGACUUAUCAGAAUAAUGGAAAUAGUUCAAUUAGAGGAAGAGGUAGGGGCCGUGGGGGCAGAGGUAAAGGACAUGGCCGAGGAACACCAAAAUUAUGCUCUCACUGUGGUAAGACUGGUCACCUAGUAGACACUUGUUAUUACAAGCAUGGAUUCCCACCACACAUGCAAAGGAAUCAAUUCAAAGGGAAUACUGAUGGCCCAAGUGCCAUGAACUCAGUAAAUUCCAUAACUACUGCGAGUAAUGAAGAGAGCAGCAUUGAACCUUUAAUCCAGAAGGAUGAAAGAGUCAGUCUUGAUGGGUUGUUUUCGGAUAAGCAAAAAGAAGCCAUAUUUGCCUUGUUCCAACAACAAUGUAGUGACCCCUCAAAUAAUGGAAAUUUGGCAUCUGUACAUGCACCAUCCGCAGGUACCUUCUAUCUUUUAUCAAUUUCCAGCCAUAUUUUAAAUUGUCAUGACUGGAUUUUGGAUACAAGAGCUAGUGCUCAUGUGUCAUUCUCACUCGAUUUCUUUCAAUCCGUUAAAACAAUAAAACUUGUUCAAGUCAUAAUGCCAAAUGGUUCUAAAGUUGUCACAACCAUUUGUGGGACAAUUUUCUUUUCAGCAAGUUUCUACUUCACUGAUGUCUUAUAUAUCCCUACUUUCAAGUAUAAUCUCAUUUCAAUUUCAAAAGCAGCUGAUGCACUUUCUUGUUCCUUUUUGUUCAAUGCACAUGAUUGUGAGAUUCGGGAGCGACUUACCUUGAAGACGAUUGGAGUUGCUGAUCAAAAGGGGGGAUUGUAUACAAUGCGGAUCAAACCUGUUUUGGCAGCAGCACCGGAACUAAUGCAUACAAUAAAGGGUGAUGUAGCUAAAUCUGUGCCUCUUGUACACACACACAAUAUCAUUCAUACAUUAGAUGAUGCAACACUUUGGCAUCAUCAUUUAGGACAUAUCUCAUGUAAUAAGAUACAACAAAUGAAAGUUGCAUAUCCAUUCAUUACAUAUCAUAAUAGUGAUGUACCAUGUUCUCCAUGUCACUAUGCAAAGCAGAAACGUUUGCCUUUUAAUGAAAGUCACACCAGAUCUGAAAAUGUUUUUGAUCUAGUGCACAUGGACAUUUAG